Messenger RNA from Darwinula stevensoni, 3154 nucleotides. The record is from the annotation of a GenBank genome assembly. Lineage: Eukaryota; Metazoa; Arthropoda; Ostracoda; Podocopida; Darwinulidae.
UUUUACUUACUUUCAGGCUUCUGUGUAGGCCUAAGGCUGGGCCUUGAUUAACCAGCCGCUUGCACAGUUAAAAUGCCAACUUCCAGGAAAUACAUGAAGUGGGCCUAGCUGGAUUUGAUGGGAAACUGUUUCUGGAAGAUCAUGGGCAACUGCUUCAGUAGUCCUACAUCAGAUGACAUAUCCUUGCUAAGAGGAAGCAAUGAGCGUAUGGGACCAAGAGAUUCAACCAUUUCUGACCAUCUUGGUCCUCCUCCUCCAUAUGUCUCCCAUGAAGAUGAAGAUCAUGCAUAUAUGUACUUUCCCUCACCAAAUGUGAGCCGUCCUGCAUCCCAGUUGACGGAGGAAGAGCAGAUUCGCAUUGCAAAGAGGAUUGGGCUCAUUCAACACCUCCCUUCAGGUGUCUACGAUGGGAGCAAAAAAAUCCGAGAAUGUGUGAUCUGCAUGAUCGAAUUUGUGGUUGGAGAUCACGUGCGAUACCUCCCGUGUAUGCAUACAUAUCACGUGGACUGUAUUGAUGACUGGCUCAUGCGAAGCCUCACCUGUCCUUCCUGCAUGGAACCGGUGGAAUCUGCGCUUUUGACCAGCUACGAGACCAAUUGACUGCUUGACCUCUAAAUGUCAGGUCCAGAGGCUCAGUCUUUCAACCGCCAAAAGGGAUGCAGACCGAUCGCAUGCGACGAGUGCCCCUUGCCAGUGUGAAUGGCCCCAUCUCUCCUUGAUGGAGAAUUCAGACUUUCAUCUGUGAUGGUUAUUUCACGACUCUUCAAGGUUUUCUCAGUUUCUUUAUUUUUUUCUCCUCUUGGACCACAGAGAAGGUUAUGUGACCAGCUUACUGUUUGUCUAGGCCUUGUAUAUUCACUGUGUUAGGGAAUAGCCCGAUGUCAAAUUUUCUUAGGGCUUUCUUUUCAUAGUUUCUUCUAAUCUUUCUAGUCACUGAUUGUGGAGUAAGAAUCUUCCGUGAUAGCAAAUCGUGAAGGAGAUGUCUUUCCCAUGUCUUAGCAUCUGCCUUCACAUGUGGUGCUGCAGAGCUUUCCAUUUUCUCUAUCUUUUUCAUUUACCUCUCUGUCCCCCUUUCCCUGCUGGCCAAUAAUGAUGCAGGAGGAGUAGUAUGAAUAAUUUCUCAUUCACAACUAGAGAUCAUAUUAUAACAUACUGUCAUUAAGGAAGGAGCAGGAGGAUUAAAUUGAAAAAUUAGUCAUAUAUGGCCUCUUUCAGUAUUGCUUUUUUUGCUUGCACUUUCUUUGUGUUAAAGUAUCAGUAUAGAAUCCUAAUUUGAGCUGACAAGUUGAAUCUGGGCCAAUUUGAAUGUGUUGCUGUUUAUGCUAUUCUUGUAUGCCAGUUAGUAGAAAAGUGCAGGAGUGGAGAAGUGCCUACCACUUAUUGACUUUUCCAGUUGCAACGUGUAUGAUGAGAAGUCAUGAGAGGUUCUGAUCCUUCAUAAUCACAUCAACAAUUAUGAUGGAAUGGCUGAGAUCUUUUGUGUGAUUGGAGAUCUUGAUUCUCAUAUCAGUUGUCUCCAAUGACAAUGGCCUCCUCUCUGAGCCUCAAGACCUUGUGAUUUUUAACAGUCACCUGUUCUCUACUGAUAGGUAGAGCCUUGCCCCUUUCCUUGUGAUAUUUUGCCCAACAACAUGCAACAUAGAAGAGCCUGAAAAAGGGUACAGGCCUUAGUGUUGAGUUGAGUCUGAUAGCAUGCCACUUACUGAAACUUGAGGUUAGGCUUAGCUACUGCAUUUCUUUCAUUCUAAAAUGGAUUAAGGUUUCACCAUCUAACCUUGGGCCUGGGUGUGCAGUGUAAGCAUUUAACUUUUGGACUUAGACAUUGGUUAUGCCUGGUUUAAUUGGGUUGUGCAUCUGGGGUGGAUAUGCUCUUUCAACUGGAAAGGAACUACCAUAUGCCCAGGACUAGCUGAAGAGUGAAGGUGGCAUGGAAAUUCAAUACAGAAUGAGGAAAGGUAAUUAAAAAUACACAGCUGAAAUAUCAGACCGGACUGUUACAGAAGACGGUACAAGGUCAUUCUCAUUUUGAAAGAUAUACAGCCAAUAGCAAGAGGAGUAUGACCAUAUAUGGCAUGUAUCAAUACCGUAAUCUUCUUCAUUCAGGAUUGGAACCUCUCUAGUGACUUACUUUGCCCAGGAACUGGUCCAAUUAAAGAGACAGCGUAAAUAUUUUCAUGAAAGGGUUUAUGAAGAGAUUUCUUGAGUUUUUAGAGGGUGUCAAAGAUCUCAUAUGUAUCCAAAGGAUUAUAUUCAUGGUCUCUUUAGUUUUUUCUUACUUCUUAUCUCCAUUUUGAAUGCUAUCAGGUUUCAUUGCAAAUGCUACACUCGAACAAGCCUACUUAAGUUUUUAUUCUUCAAUGAGGUGACCUCUCUGGCUGGUGGCAGGGGUUGUUUUUUUUUAAAUUAUUAUUGGGAACCUAGAUGAGGCCCAGAUUCCUUGGUCAAUCUCUUUCAGUUUUAUUUGAAAUCUCAUGUUUGAGAAUGCUGAAUCAGAGAGCUUCUUGUGUGAAAAAUUAUGGGGCAUAAAUGGGACAUGGAGUAGGCUUAUAGUAACCUACCAUAGCAUUCGUGUUUCUCUGGAAUGGAAAUACAUGGUAAUGGGGAACAGGAUUUUUUUUGUUUUGCUGCGAUUGCUUUUUGUACUCCUGCCCUAAAUUAGUUGAUUCUGAAUAGCAGAUUGAAAGGUGCUGUCGUGGCUUGGGUCAUUGUUUUCCUUGUCAAAAUGGCAGCUUACUUUGUUCCAGCAUAAUCCAAGUAGGCCUACAGGUAUGCAUACUGUGGACAUAAUUGUAAAGAUGAUCUGUAGAACUGGUUUUUUUUAUGAGAGUCAUCAACCACUGGUUCAUAAUAGGGAAGAAGUUGAGAGUGCCCUAACUCCUUUCACAUAAUUCUCCUAUUCUCUGAUGAUUGAAUGCUUGAUCUGAAUGUCUUUUCCUUCUUUUUUUCAUACUUGCACACUCACCACCUUAUUGUUUUUUUGUGAUAUGAAGAUGAGAGUGAGAGCAGUCGUGGCUGUGACUUACGUCUUUGCAGUCGAGGCGUAUGUUGUAUUGUGAUAAAUGAGUCGACCGAGACCCAAGCACUGUGAGAGGUGAACGGAUGGUAUUCUGUUGAUUUCUAUACCGUUGCUUUAUGUUGUAGAUUACACACCAGA